UUUCAGAAAACAAAUUUACAACAAACGAAACACUUUUACAAAUCAUAAAACAAAUUUACAUUUCAGAAAACAAAAUUACAACUGACAAAAUCUUACGGAAAGGGAGGGACUGUCUUCGAAGCUUACCCGGAAGUGAUAACCGGAGCGUUCAUGAUGACCCAAGAUGGAAGCGAAUAGAGUUGCGUUUUGCCCGUUCUGCGGCACUCAUGUGAGCAGGUUAACGCGUUUUUGUUUUUCCUGCGGUCGGUCAUUUGAGUUUUUAAUUGGUACCGAACAGACGGAAGAACCGGAGGUACCUGGGACAUCCCAACAAGCGGAUAAUGCUAAACAAAAAGGUGAAUUGUGCCCAUCAUACAAACAGUUCAUGGAGUACAGAAGCUCAAAAUCUAAAGAGCGUCAGUCAUUUAACUACGGUGCUAGAGGAAGACAUCGUGCUAAAGAACAAAGACAAGUACAGAUAAACAUUGGAAUCAUGGUGCCGAUCGGAACUGAUUUAAAACCUCUCAGGGGGAAAACAAUCCCAUUAUUUGUUGACCCAGAUGUAGGAGCAAAAGAGAUACUGCAAAAAGGUGUCCAGAAAAUGAGAACAUUCAACAAGGACAUACAAGAAGGACCAUACGUCCUUUUAUAUCCAGACUGUUCAGAGGUAAUCAAUGUGCCUGGAUCAGAGAGGCCAUUCAAAUUGUCAGAAUAUAAAAAAGAACUUGGAAGGCCAUAUUCCAGGAUCACAUUUUUCAUUUGUUUAGAGACCCAUUUAAAAGGAGCUGUGGAUGACACCUCAGACUCGGAUUCUGAAAUCAUCUUCAUGUCAAGGAGCACAUCUGAAUUCUGCAAAGCUGACACAGUGGUUUACGAACCACAAAACCAAAGUACUCCCAAAGAAAAACCUGCAGAUGAUGGGGAUGCACAGGGCCAUUUAUCAACAAUUCAGCCUGGGCAGAAUCCAUCUGAAACAAAUCCAGACAAGAGCUGCUACAGUAAAUACACAGAUCUGUAUUCACCAUGUGUUGAGGAAGAGGAUGAGGAGUUUGUUGCAGACACUAUGGAGAAUGUCCAAGACACAGUGACAGAAGUUCACACUACACUACCUGAGAUUGUAGCAAACCUCUCACUUUCUAUUGAUCACAAGAGAGUGAGCAGGUUCAACAUCUCAAGGGCUGAUGUUUGGGAGGGAGCUGUCAGAGGGUUUAAGCGUUCAACAUAUUCUGAAAGCUGCGACAUGCUGGUCAGAUUUACUGAUGAUGCUGGUGUUUAUGAGGAGGGAAUUGAUACAGGUGGUCCAAGACGGGAAUUUCUAUCUCUGCUGAUGAAAUGCUUGAAAGACCGGCCCAUUUUUGAUGGACCAGAAGGACAUCGUUUCUUGGUCUACAAUGCAAAUGCUGUUAGGGAGGAUGAAUACUUCCUUGCAGGAAAGAUGAUUGCAGUUUCAGUUGUGCAUGGAGGUCCAGGACCCCAUUUCCUGUCAGAAGAUCUUGUACAUUAUCUUGCCGGCCAGCCUUCAUUCCAACCAACUGUUAAGUUAGUAACUGAUGAAAGGAUAGGGAAAGCUUUGCAUGAGGUGAGGAUAGCAUAAAUCUAUAGUGUUAUCAGACAGUUUAACAUGGUUCCUAGGCCUGUCACGGUAACAAAUUUUGCUGGGCGAUGAUUUGUUUUUUUUAAAGUAUUAAGCUAAAUCAUAUUGCCGUUUGGAGGCCUUACUCAAUUACGGUAAUAUGGUAAUGGCUUAAUAAAUAUAUCCUCUCGACUUACCAUAUCACACACAUUAAACAGGCGGGGUUUUUGGUUUAAAUCCAAAAAACUCCCAUCCCUCUAUUGUUGUGUUUGGCUUUGACACCUAUUUAAUUUCUUUUCAAACUAGUGUGUCUGUGGCUGCCCCUCAUGGGGAUCUCGUUUUAAAUUUGAGGAUGUGUCUACCUGACACAAGUCAGGUUCCCCCCAACAUAAUAUUAACCUGGCUGGCCGCCAGGCUUUACCCAGCGACAUAAAGCGGUCAGUUAAGUUCCCAUCUGGAGGAAAGCAUCCUGAUCAACUAACCUUUUGCGCUAGCUGGUAUUAACUUUACACACACUACGGCACCCAGUUAAGGGGCUGCAUUGCACAAGUCCCUGUUCCCUUGGCACCUCACCCAACCCACCAGACCAGUACCCCAAGGAUUACCCCUUUUUCUGUAGGAAAUUCUGGCAACAAUUAACCCCUCUCCUACAUUGGAAAUGAGAAGGGAAGGGUGAGCAGACAUCAAUGCACCAUAUUGAGACAGAAACACAAGGGGAAAUAUUCAAGCAUGCAUACCCAAAUUAUUGUUUAUUUUAAUUACUCGUGAUUAAAAUUGUGCAAUUAAUCGAUAUAUUGCUUAUUGUGACAGGCCUAAAGGUUCCUACACUGUUUUAUGAUGCAAAUGACUUCCUAUAUUGCAUAUA
Cyprinodon tularosa is the source of this 2417-nucleotide messenger RNA. RefSeq lists its product as uncharacterized. Gene Ontology annotation, molecular function: ubiquitin-protein transferase activity. NCBI's taxonomy places the organism in Eukaryota, Metazoa, Chordata, Actinopteri, Cyprinodontiformes, Cyprinodontidae. The transcript has 10 exons. The record is from RefSeq and is a predicted model, not a curated record. The coding region runs from base 164 to 1573 and encodes 469 amino acids.